This is a messenger RNA of Annulohypoxylon maeteangense, 1104 nucleotides long. RefSeq lists its product as uncharacterized. Bases 1 to 1104 code for a protein of 367 amino acids. The transcript has 4 exons. The record is from RefSeq and is a predicted model, not a curated record. Lineage: Eukaryota; Fungi; Ascomycota; Sordariomycetes; Xylariales; Hypoxylaceae.
AUGAUUCGAGGUUCCGGUUCUUGGUCCAUAUUUGCGUGGAUCAUAUCGUUCUCUAUUCUGACAACGGCAUUUGUCGUCCUGCGUCUUUGGUCUGCCAAAAUUCAAAAGAGGAAGUUUUAUAUGGAUGAUGGCUUUGUGGUAGCUGCGUACGUGUCGAUGCUUGCUCAGCAAGGCCUCGGGAUAUGGUCUUUAAUCAAUGGCAUGGGUAAUCAUUCAACAGAAUUGAGUGUCGAUGAAUUAAGAGUACAACAAAAGAAGGUCGUUGUUGCAGUGUCGACAACGUGGAUCUUCAGCGCCACUACCAUUAAGCUAGCUGUGCUUGCGUUCUACAUGCGAAUUUUCACUACUUCCUCUUUCAAGCGAUGGGCCAUAUCUCUUAUGGCGAUAAGCUCUUUUUUUGGCAUUACCUUCUUCGUUGUAUUCAUAACACACUGCAAUCCAAUUUCUCAGGGAUGGAACCCUGUUCCAUGGGGCUCGUGCAGACCCCUGGCUUUAUCCGAGUAUUCUUCUAUAUCUCUCAACUUAAUUCUCGACAUAAUGAUUAUAGUACUGCCCAUGCCAUGGCUUUGGAGUCUACAGAUGGCGUUAUUCAAUAAAAUUGUCGUGAUGGUCAUGUUUAGUUUUGGUUUCGCAACUGUCGCUACCAUGUGCUACCGUAUUGAACAGACAGUCCAUAGCGAUCCGGAUUUCAUGCUUGGUUUCGCAAGAGUUGGGCUGCUCAGCGAUGUCGAAAUUUGGCUCGGGAUCAUUGUUGCCUGCAUACCUACAUUGGCACCAUUCUUUAAGAAAUUUAUCCAACCACCGUUAUCAAAGCUCUUUAAGAAGCUACAUGGUAGCUCAAGUCCGUCCACAAAGGAAGGGAUAAGGCGAGGGCGACCGAGGACAUGGGGUGAUUCUAGCGGCCCGAGCCCUAAGAACCAAAGCAACAACAGUGAAUUCUCUAAGAUAUCCACACAUCCAACUUCACAUGGUGAUGAGAUGCGUUCUAUCAUUUCAAACGAAACGCCGGAGUUCCGCGCACAUUGCAAGUUCCAUAACACGAACACGGCGCCGGAAAGCGGGGGGAUAUACGUGCAGAAAGAGUUUCACAUAUUUAAUGCGUAG